Molecule: messenger RNA, 1495 nt
Organism: Rhopilema esculentum
Lineage: Eukaryota; Metazoa; Cnidaria; Scyphozoa; Rhizostomeae; Rhizostomatidae
Biological process (GO): pyridoxal 5'-phosphate biosynthetic process; pyridoxine biosynthetic process
Molecular function (GO): FMN binding; pyridoxamine phosphate oxidase activity
Source: RefSeq, a predicted model, not a curated record
UGGGUGGAGUACAAUUUACGCUAACAGUUCACUGUAUGGAGAACAAGUAACUAGCUAGGCCCACACGUAAGGAACCGAAUUUCGAACUUUCCUCGUACUGCAGAUCAACAGUCGUGUGUGAUUUUGCAAGUAUUAUUUGCAGCAAACAGAAGGAGAUGGUCAUAUUUCUUUGAUCGUCGGGCUUCCAGCUGUCCGCCUUGGUAUAUCAUUUGAAGCUGGCCACAAGUUGUUUUGCUUGUCGGGGUGCACAAGUAGCACGUGAUACGUGAGCCGAGUUUGAAAUAUUGCAGUAUACAAGGAAUAAAUAUUCAUUUUGUGGUUAUUUUCUAGGAUUCCAGAUAACCGUAAUGUAUUGUAUCCACUAAUAAUGCUAUGGCUACUGUUUUGAGACAAGGCUUCGUUAAAACAGCAAGUUCUUUGAGAUAUAAACAUUUUGUUAACAAUUGUGUAAAUUUGCUAGUGAGAAACGCAGAGAUGUCAUCCACUGGUAGCAUACUCAGCAAAGACGAGGUUGCUUCGAUGAGAAUCAACUACAAAUCCCAUGGUUUGAAGCUGGAAGAAUUUGAGAAGAAGGAGCCAUUGGCAAUGUUUGAUGCUUGGUUCAAAAUGGCAAAGGAAUGUCCACUUAUUAAAGAAGCAAAUUCCAUGUCUCUGGCUACUGUUUCAGAGGACUUCAAGCCUUCUGUGCGUAUUGUCUUAUUGAAAGGAUAUGACAAUGCUGGAUUUCGAUUUUUCACCAAUUACAGUAGCCGGAAAGGAAAGGAUAUAGAGAAGAACCCAAAUGUAGCUGUUAUGUUUUAUUGGGAGCCAUUGGAACGUCAGGUAAGAGUGGAGGGAAAAGUACAGAAAUUGUCUGAGAGUGAGUCUGAGAAUUAUUUCCACAUGAGACCAAGAGCAAGUCAACUUGGUGCAUUGGCCAGCAAUCAGAGCUGUGUUAUUGAAAGCAAAGAGGUGUCUGAAAAAAGAUAUGCAGAUCUCGAGAAAAAAUACGAGGGUGUUGAAAUACCAAAACCUGACUGUUGGGGUGGCUAUCAACUGAUUCCUGAAACAUUUGAGUUUUGGUGCGGUGGAAAGGGACGCAUGCAUGACAGGGUGGUAUUUCGAAGGCCUGGCCCAGCCGACGCUCAAGGCAAAAACCCUUUUGCAAAAAUUGGAGACGAUGGAUGGGUGUAUGAGUUCUUGUCCCCUUAGGUAGGCUUUAUUCAGAAUAGAGUUCAAGAGUUGUAUAUUCAUGUGUGGUUUGCAAAUUUUAGUGAAUCGGGACACACAUGAAUACACAACACUUUAAUUGAAUGCACCGCCUGUCAAUCAACUAUUGGCUAAUCAAUGAUCGUGAUAAUACUCAGACGCUUUUUGAUUGGCCAAAUUUUUGAUUGACAAAUGGCUCACACCAUUUCCUAUCUGUUGAUUGCCUUUAAAAAGAUGUCCAAAAUUGCGUGUUUACUUCCAUUAAGCUCGUGUAGUAAAUUUUUUUAUUGUGCAUAUACUACAAUCA